This is a messenger RNA of Gadus macrocephalus (Pacific cod), 2293 nucleotides long. Its product is annotated as transcription factor Maf-like. The transcript has 3 exons. The record is from RefSeq and is a predicted model, not a curated record. NCBI's taxonomy places the organism in Eukaryota, Metazoa, Chordata, Actinopteri, Gadiformes, Gadidae. The coding region runs from base 412 to 1008 and encodes 198 amino acids.
CAGGAAGCGGUUGGACACCUCCUCCAUGCUCGAGCUCCAUGGGAACCGGAGGCUUUUGACAAGAGCUCGGUCGAACCACCGGGCGGGAGAGGGAUUUGUGAAAGCUCGCGGGGACACGCCCGCCGCGAUAACAGCAGUUUGUGUGGCUGGCUGGGUCCUACGACGAGUAGUCCGCGAUGAUGACUGAUGGUUAAACGGUCUUUGCUGACGCCACGGCUAGUUUGGAUGGAAUAACUUCUCUCACGUUGUUAACUGAUAACUAAACUAACUGGUUGCUUGCCUUCAUCCCGACGGCUUUAGCUUCCCGGCGGCGGUUCAACACCAGCGAGAUGUAAAGCAAGUUCACUACCGUAUGUUGAUAUGCUUCUGACAUAAAGAGGAGAGAAGAAGUGAGAGGCAGUGCUGAGGAAGAUGGAAGUGCAGAGCGAUGUUCAGCAUCUCGAGCCGCUCCCCCCCGCCGCCGCCUCUCCCCCGCCGGGGGCCAAUCAGCGGCGUGAGUGUGAGGAGGGACACGGGGACACCGGGGCCUCCGCCGACAGCCACAGCGAGGACACUCCAGCCAGCCAGAGAGACGAGAUGAAACCCAGUGCAGGGGUCAGAGGUUACCACAACCACAAGGCCUCAGACGCCCAGUGGGCCGCCAGUGAAGGAGGAGGAGGAGGAGGAGGAGGAGGAGGUGGAGGGGGCCCCUCUUGGAGCGGGAGCUCACCCUACCACCACCCCCACCACCAUCCCCAGCACCAGCACCGUGGCGCUGCCGCAGCAGACCUGCACCACUACCCGCCUCACCACCACUACCCGUCUCACCCCCACCCGUCCCACCACCACCACCACCACGGCCAGCAGCCCACUCAUGCCGGCUACACCUACUGCCCGCUGCAGCCAACGGUAAGUGGUGUAUACUGCUGCGGAGGCAAUGACGGGGGACACCCACCAUUCUGGUAUCGCCUUUGCUCCUUCCUUUUUUUUUUUAAUGUCGGUCAAUCAUCCCUCGCCCUCCUUCUUUAACAGUACAGGAGUUGGAGCUCUCUCUCUCCCUCUCACCGUCGAUGUCAGUCUCUCUCUCUUUGUUUGCGGGCCCACCUUGUCGGCCAAUAAUUCUGGUGUUGCCUUCGUCCACUCUCCUCGCUGCUCUACGAAUCUGAAGCGUCUCCCUCCCCUCCGUCUUUCCGUCUCCCUUUCUCCCUUUUAUUGUUUUGUCCUCCCUAGCAUAUGCUGGCUGCUGCAGCCUCCCUCUCUUAUCCCUACUGGCCAUCUCCUCCUACACCUCCUUUAACCGCCAAGGAGUGACUAAAUGACAGCGCGCCUUUAAUCUUCUCUUUUCCUUCGAGCCCUCAUUAUCUACUUUCUUUCCCUCCCUCCUUUGUCCAUUUCACCAGUUUUUUCAGCACUCAUUUUCCGUCUCUGGUUCUUCUCUGCAUCUCAUUUAGCUUCUGAGCAGCCGCGUAACGAGGCAACGAGGAGAAGCUUGAUUGAGGCAGCGCCACGGUUUGGACGUCUCUCCUUGUCAUUAUCCUCGCAAUUAAUUGCCGUUUCUCAAUCUGUUUGAUUCGACAUUUAUUGGCGUAUCAGGUGGAGGAGAGUGACACUGAUUGGUUCUGUAGCGAGGAGGCAGAGGUUAUCUUUCUGUGGAUUUAUUUUUUUAAAGCACCGCUCUCACGGAUCACAAUCAGUCUCGGAAUAUUUCUCUUCUUUCCCGUCUCCUUAUUUCCUCUCUUACGUCUUAUUUUCCCUCUCGUCCAACGAAAUUGCUGCGUUUGUAUCCAACCCAUUUCUUUGAGAUUAGAAAAAUUGGAUAUGCGUCUCAGUCUCAAUUAUGACAUUGUUGCCUAUUUUCCAUCAACACGUGGAGGCCCGUUCGGAGCGCUUGCAUGCAAAGAGUGCGGAAAUUGAAUUGGAUUUAGAUGUGAUAAUCUCCCCUUUCUGCCUCCGCGUUGACUCCCCGACGCACGCACACAAACUUGCUUUUAUGCUAUUCCCAUGCCACUGAGAGGCGCAUUUAAUAAACCACAGGAAGUGUGGAGCGCGUAAAAAGUUAAUCAGUUUUUGAUUGCCUGCACUGUUGUGUCUCUGUGUGUCUCUCUCUGUGUGUUAUUUUUUUCUUGCACUAGAACAAUUUUACAGAGGGGGCUCCUUCUGUGUCUUUAUUGGACAAUUGCUACUGGUCGCCAUAGUGUCACUUUCACCCAAAAAGACCCACAGCUCUUUAGAGUAUCUGUGUUGCAGCUGGGCUGUUGUGAGCUAUGUUCAGUUCGCCGUUUAUCAACAGGAAGCAUAAACAGGGAACAUUCCU